CUCUGGAUCAGUGUCUGAAUGCUGUAGUGGACUGGAUGUGGGCCAAUAAACUAUGCUUGAAUUGUUGGAAGACGGAGGCUUUUUGGUUCAUCUUUCUGGGAUCCACCAGUCAUGCUUUUCUGGCACAGCCAACCUGAUCAUUACUGGCCAAGCCCGGGGGAAAUGUAUCCUUGCUCUGGAAGCAAUCUGAUAAGGGAACCCCUGGCAUUGCCAUUCCUGAAACAGGAGGAACCGAACAGCAUCUCAACAUCGGCUGAACAGCACUGUCCAUCUUUUCAGUAUGUUCUGUGUGCUGUUACCUCCCCAGCUGUCAAGCAGCAUGAGGAGACCCUCACCUAUCUCAACCAAGGGCAGUCAUAUGAGAUCCGGAUGAUGUGUAACCCCAAGAUGGGAGAGUUUUCAGAGGGGCACAAGUUAUUAAAGAGUGUUGUCAGGGUGGUAUUCCAUGACCGAAGAUUGCAAUAUACAGAACACCAGCAGCUGGAGGGAUGGAGGUGGAACCGGCCAGGUGACCGCAUCCUGGAUAUUGAUAUUCCCAUGUCUGUAGGCAUCCUUGAGCCUCAUAUCCAUCCUAACUUGCUCAAUACUGUGGAAUUCCUGUGGGACCCAACUAAGCGAACAUCUGUCUUUGUCCAGGUCCACUGCAUUAGUACUGAAUUCACACUACGUAAGAACGGUGGGGAGAAAGGUGUCCCCUUUCGCAUCCAGGUGGAUACCUUCAGGCCCAAUGAGAAGGAUGAGCAUGUGGAGCAUUUGCACUCGGCCAGCUGUCUCAUCAAAGUCUUCAAGCCAAAAGGAGCAGACCGGAAACAAAAAACAGAUCGGGAAAAGAUUGAAAAGCAAUCCCUUCAGGAGCGUGAGAAGUACCAGCCUUCGUAUGAGAGCACAAUGCUGACGGAGUGUGCCCCUUGGCCAGAAGCUUCCAGCAACCUACACAGCCCUCCAGCCACUCCUGGCCUCAUCUCUCCCCAUCCGUUCAAGCUGCAGACCCCUGAAAGGGUCUGCUCCUCACCCAGCUAUGCCUUGGACAGCUCAUCAGAGAGCACAGCAGAGGCCCUGAGCCCAAGCGCCUCCAUCUUGGAAACUCAACAAUGGUUGCACAAAAACAGGUUCUCCAAUUACUCCCGGGUUUUUGCCAGCUAUACGGGAGCCGACUUGCUCAAGCUCUUACGUACUGACCUUGUACAGAUCUGUGGAACAGCAGAUGGAAUCCGACUCUCAAAUGCUCUGAAGGCUAGGUGCGUCCGUCCCCGGCUCAUCCUUUAUGUGUCAAGGGAGCUGGAAACAAGUGGGAACAACAGCCCUCCAAUCCCAGCAACCGCCCUAUACCAGGAAUUGUACCUGGAAGAACUAACUGCCACUGAGCUUACCAAUAAACUGGCAGAACUGCUCAGCCUCCCAGCCAAUCAGAUCCAGCAGGUUUCCAGACAGGGGCCUACAGGAAUCCACAUACUUGUCAGUGAUCAGAUGGUCAGAAACCUUCCAGAUGAAUCAUGCUUUGUAACAACUGUAACAAAAGUGCAGAACACAGAAGGUUAUCACUUAGUUCUAAAAUAGACUCGAGCCUUCUAGAUGACGAACUGCUGGCCUGCAAGAAGAUGGGGGACAGAAUGAUGCAGGAGCUAGUGUAAAUAUAUAUAUAUCUUAAAAACCACAAGAUCACUGUAUCUCAAUGAAUUCAAGAUUUCCCAAGGCUAAACUCUUCAACACCUGGAACUGCGGGACCAAGCUGGUUUUUCUUUGUAGCACCAGAGAUCUACAUUGCAGCUGCAUAUAGUGAUCAUGUUUGGUUUUCCAUCCUGCCUCUGAAUUUUCAAGCAGUGAGUGGGAAGCAAGUCAGUGAGCAAGGACAAUAUUGCAAAUGUGCUGUUUGGGAUAAAGGUAGCAGGAGAGAUGUCACCUACCCAUUAGAAAGUAUCCAAGUCAGAUAUUUCUGUCUAGCCCAUAUAGAAUAAAUUAUUUUUUAAAAAACAAAACAAAACAAGACAUCAUGGCUUUGCUACAGUAUGGAAUCUCCAUUUUAAAGUUGGGUUGUAGUGUCAAUAACUGGUUAGUAGACUUGCUGCAAAAACAUACAGCUAUUUUUACCAUUUCUGUCACUACAUAAUCAUUUGUAGGGUGGGACCACAGGUUACUUUGGCAAAUAUAUGUUCACAAACCUGUAUUUGCUGUGGCAAUGCAAAUGUGUGGGGUGCAUUUAUGAAGGAUUAUCAGCAGGUGGGAGGAUGCUUAACCUUUGCAUUUGAACUGUUUCAAAGCUUGGUUGAGGGGAAAAAACCCACCUAAAAGCAGACAUUAGUUCAAGGUCAGAGGCAAGAAUGGUUGACCUGCAUCUGUCAUGAGGCCUUGGGACUGACAGCUACAUGACAAUGCCUACUGCAUAUGGGAUACUACCCAUCUAGCUGGGAUUUUAGGGAGUGCCAGAGAGAGGUCUAGCUAUCUAAAUGCUUACUCUAGGGCCCUUUCUAUGGUAAUUGAUAUAAUUCAUCUGCCUCACAGUCUCAAGCACAUCUUUAAUCAUUAAGACAAUACCCUAAGGCAGAAACCACCACAUAGUUUGCUCAGAACCUCUUCAGCUCCUGCUCUCAGCACCUUCUCAAUCAACUGAAGGACGUAUUAGCCUUCUACUGAAUAUCUUGCCCCAGCAGAGGCUGAUUAUUUGUGAGGUCACCUUCCCUUCUCCCCUUCCCUAGUGUUUCUGGCAUCAGUUUUUUCUGGGGGGGGGGGUAGGUGACAACUGGUAUACUGGUCUUCUGUGAUAUGGUGCAAUUUGCAGUUCCCAAGUAUUGCUGGAGGGAUCUAUCAUCACCAGACUGUAUGCUUGGAGCUGAGAGGGAUGAGGCACAACUGCCAGAAAGAAUAUCUCUCAUUCCUUGAAAUAUCAGAUCUUGACUUCCAAUAUAUGUUCUAACUUUCAGGAUGGCAAGGUACUUCUUUCAUAGCCAAGCUUGCUUGUCUAGUACUAUCUGACUGCAGGAUUUGAGAUGUCAAUUUUUGCCAGUUUUAUGAUGAAGCAAAGCCAAUCAAUACUGAAAGGAGAUGGUUAGUCAAGUUCUCUACUGAGCUUUAGGCUGCAAUCUUCUAUUCAUUUACCUGGAAGGAACCUCCAUUGAACUAAACAGGGCUUACUUCCAAGUAAAUCUUGCACUGGAUUGUAUUGUUAUACUUACUCGUAUCUCACACUUGACCUACACACCAGAAACUUUUCCAAACCACUAGCUUUCAAAAGUGUUUUCCUAAGAAAUUUAUAUGCCCUCAUACUGCUUAAACCAUUUUUUACCUAUUAGUAUUAACUACAAUCUUUUUUUUAAUCUAUUUUUAUUUUGAUGUUGCUGUAUUUGU
This is a messenger RNA of Rhineura floridana, 3342 nucleotides long. RefSeq names its product transcription factor CP2-like protein 1. Gene Ontology annotation, biological process: regulation of transcription by RNA polymerase II. Gene Ontology annotation, cellular component: nucleus. The transcript has 16 exons. NCBI's taxonomy places the organism in Eukaryota, Metazoa, Chordata, Lepidosauria, Squamata, Rhineuridae. The coding region runs from base 112 to 1557 and encodes 481 amino acids. Gene Ontology annotation, molecular function: DNA-binding transcription activator activity, RNA polymerase II-specific; RNA polymerase II cis-regulatory region sequence-specific DNA binding. The record is from RefSeq and is a predicted model, not a curated record.